This is a messenger RNA of Gymnodraco acuticeps, 1783 nucleotides long. RefSeq names its product isocitrate dehydrogenase [NAD] subunit gamma, mitochondrial-like. The coding region runs from base 63 to 1235 and encodes 390 amino acids. Gene Ontology annotation, biological process: tricarboxylic acid cycle; isocitrate metabolic process. The transcript has 12 exons. The record is from RefSeq and is a predicted model, not a curated record. Gene Ontology annotation, cellular component: mitochondrion. Lineage: Eukaryota; Metazoa; Chordata; Actinopteri; Perciformes; Bathydraconidae. Gene Ontology annotation, molecular function: oxidoreductase activity, acting on the CH-OH group of donors, NAD or NADP as acceptor; magnesium ion binding; NAD binding.
GGAGCGCGCAGCACGCCCGCGCAGCCCCAGUGUCGUCCAUCCUUCCCCGUGGAGAGAGAACCAUGACAGCCCGGUCAGUGCAGUCCCUCUCCGGAGCCCUGAAGCUCCUCUUCAACAACCGGUUAACCAUGGUUUAUGGUGUGGCAACAAGUACUCAGAGACACAAGUCCUCUUACACUGCCAUACCUCCACCGGCGCGGUAUGGAGGCCGGCACACCGUGACUCUGAUUCCAGGAGACGGCAUCGGACCAGAGCUCAGCAAACACGUGUGUGAACUGUUCCGGUUCUGCUGUGUGCCCGUGGACUUUGAGGUUGUCAAUGUGGACUCAACGAAGGACUCAGAAGAUGACAUCAAUAAUGCCAUCAUGGCUAUCAGACGCAAUGGAGUGGCUCUGAAAGGAAACAUUGAGACCAACCACAACCUGCCGCCAUCCUACAAGUCCAGAAACAACCUGCUGCGCACCACUCUGGAUCUGUAUGCCAAUGUGAUGCACUGCCAGUCUCUACCAGGAGUGAGGUCACGCCAGACCAACAUCGACAUCAUCAUCAUCAGGGAGAACACAGAGGGAGAGUACAGCAGCCUGGAGCACGAGAACGUACCGGGAGUUGUUGAGUGUCUGAAGAUCAUCACCAGGACCAAAUCUCUACGCAUCGCUGACUACGCCUUUAAAACUGCCCGCGCUCAAGGACGCAGACGAGUGACUGCUGUACACAAAGCUAACAUCAUGAAAUUAGCUGACGGCCUCUUCCUGGAGUGCUGCAAAGAGGUCGCUAGUGGUUACCCUGAAAUCACCUUCGACAGCAUGAUUGUGGACAACACCACCAUGCAGCUGGUCUCCAGGCCCCAGCAGUUCGAUGUGAUGGUGAUGCCCAACCUGUACGGGAACGUGGUGAGCAACGUGUGUGCCGGGCUGGUGGGGGGGCCGGGCCUGGUGCCCGGGGCAAACUACGGGACGGACUACGCCGUGUUUGAGACGGGCACCAGGAACACAGGGAAGAGCAUCGCUAACAGAAACACGGCAAACCCCACGGCCAUGCUGCUGGCCUCCUGCCUGCUGCUGGACCACCUGAAGCUGCACGCCUACGCCAGCAUGCUGCGCAGGGCCAUCCUCUGCACCGUCACCGAGACCCGGCUGCACACGGCGGACCUGGGGGGCCACGGCUCCACCUCCGAGGUGGUGCGCUCCAUCAUGAGCGCUGUUCAGAGCACCGGGCCCCGGACCCUCAGCAUCUAGAACAAACCCGCAGAGAAGUGAAUGUAAGACUCUCCUCAGAAGGUCCUCUAUGCAAUUUCAUAAUAUUACAUUACAUGUUAGACGCUUUUAUCCAAAGCAUACUCAAUACUGUGGGCAACCCCCACAGGAGCAAUUUGGGGUGAAGUGUCUUGCCCAGGGACACAACGACAUGCUGACUGCAGUGGGGUUUGAACCUGUGACCCCUUGAUCCGAACACCAGCGCUCUAUCCACUGCGCCACACGCCUCCAUUAUUAUUAUAUUAUAGUUGUUUUGAUAGUUAUACUGAAAUGAAACUGUCACAAAGAUCUAUGCAAUAGUUUAUCUUUCUGUAGAAAUGUUUCCUGUUUACUUGAAACAACCACCAUACCAUAAUACUGCAUGAAACACGAAACAACUCCUUUUACAAUCUUGCCCAUAUUUAGUAGUUUGGUUACUUUAUUUAUUAUUAAAAACAGGGUAAUCUUCACAACUUCUUUUAACCCAAACUCAGCUUCUGCUGUCCUACUACUGAAUGUGCUGGGUUUUAAUAAAUGGGAAAUAAAUAUUA